This is a messenger RNA of Punctularia strigosozonata HHB-11173 SS5, 581 nucleotides long. RefSeq lists its product as uncharacterized. The record is from RefSeq and is a predicted model, not a curated record. Lineage: Eukaryota; Fungi; Basidiomycota; Agaricomycetes; Corticiales; Punctulariaceae. The transcript has 3 exons. The annotation marks the transcript as partial.
AUGGGGCAGACCAUGCGGCAACAGGGUCAAUACCAAGAAGCUUAUGCUGACCAGGCACUGGGAACGACUUUUUCGGGCCCAUCAUCCAGUCAAGCGCACCUGGCUUCUUCGACCGUCUAUCAAGUGCCUGUCAUGAGCGGCCAAUACGAACUCUAUCCUGCGCCUAUGUCAUCGCCCACACGCUCUUUCAAUGGUCUCCGUGGCGUCGAACGCGCUCGUCCAAUCAGGUCACGGUCUCAAUCGAACAGUAGCCCCCAGAAGCACAAGGUCCCUACACUCCCAAGUGUGUACGAUGUCGCCGCCGAAGAAGGGGUACGUCCUCGGGAGCGACCUAUAUGUGCCAGAUACGGAAAGCUGGAAGAACACCUGUCCCUAUGGAUCGACAAGAAGCUUCACGAAGGAGUACAAGUCACGAACUCGAUGAUCCACGACAAGGCACAGGUUCUCAGUAAAAAUCCUGACUAUUACUCUAGCGGCAACAAACUGGGGGUAUCUCACAAGUGGAUGGAGCAAUUCCGCAAGCGCGAUAGGUUUCGCCGCAUGGGCGCUGCCUCUCUGGAAAACUUUGAUCACCGCCUUCC